UCAUUUAUUUCUGACACAUGCUGGCAAAAUCAUUAGAGUGUCAACCUCAUAGUGUUUGUUCUGUCUCUAAACUUUCAAGGUUCAAAUCUCAAAUCCGCCUUUCACUCUUCUAGCUUUUAAAAUUGAAGUGUCAAAUUCGUAGAACUUUUAGGAUAUUAGACACAAUGGCUUGUUCUGGCUAUUUAAAUUUGACUGUAACAAUACGGGUACCAAGUUGUAUCAGCCCAUUUUUCGUUGGACAUAGGUGGCAUCAAGAUGGAGACUUGUUGAAUAAGUAAAGGCUAGUCUUCUAGAUUGUGCCCUGGAUAGAAACUUCCCAUGUGCAAAAGUAUACAUAAUCAACCCUGGUUGAUGGAGGCCUGGAAUUAUUGUUAACUCUUUUUCUAACUGUUCCUCACAUUCAUGGAAUUUUUUUGGCCCACACUACACGAAGGGUUGGACAAGAAUUCCGCUCUGAUAUCCCACAGCUAUGUUUCCGUUUUACACUACUGGUGUCAUUAGACUAAGAUGUAGGUAAUUUCUGAGGUGAAUUCGACCAACCAAAAAUCGUUUGUUGUUGCUUAGCCUCAGGUCAUCAUUGAAUCGAGCAGACUUCAAAAUGAUUGCAAAACAAGGAAGACGAGCAGCAAAGUCUUCACAACCAAAUGAAUCACAGGAGGAACCAGUAGUUGAAGUAAAAGCCAGGGUGUCAGGAUGGGUAGAAGAGUCCAACAAAAAUCGUAAAUCAAAGAAUUCUUCAAACAUCCUGGAAGAUGAGUCAGUCCUCAGUACAUGUGAAAGAUUGCGUCCUAAGAACAUCUUAGAAGAAGAUGAAUCUGAUUCUGAUGUGGCUGCCAUUCCAGAGCUAGAAGAUCAACCUGAUGAAGAUCUGAUCCCACAGGUUGCUGAUGCCCCAAUGGUCCAGAUCAGUAAAGUGUUGACCUACCGAGAAUUGGACAAUGACUUGAAGCAGGCUGCAUUUCCUUCGCUGGACGGUGAGGUGGAUUUAAAGAUGUUAACCAGGUGCUUGUUACCAGAAUCAGAUCUGAUUGAGGAAGAUAAACCAUGGAACUGGGAACAACUCUUCACUGAGGUUUCUUCUGAAAUUGCCAAUAUAAAAGAUAAGAACUCUCCUUCACCGAUUACUGAGCUGUUAUAGAGACUCUGCCUGGGCAUCUUGUCUACUUUUCAGUCAAAUUAUCCAAUGUGUGCUUUUUUUCAUUGCCAAACUACAUUUGUAGGAAUUUUUUGGAAAGAAAAUAUCUUUUCAAAUGGAAUACUGUCAAGAAUUUAUAUCAUUAAAAGUAUGCUGGAAAUGCUUGCAUGAGAGAGAGAGAUGGAGAGGGAGUGUGUGUGUGUGUGCAUGUAUGCAUGUGUGUAUACAUGCAGUGUAUUUGUAAGUAAGGGAAUGUCUGCGUUUUUGUGUAUGCAUAUGAGUAUAAACUGUAACCAACUUCAUUAAAGCUGCUGGGAAGCGUUUUUUUGUUAA
Molecule: messenger RNA, 1468 nt
Organism: Octopus bimaculoides (California two-spot octopus)
Lineage: Eukaryota; Metazoa; Mollusca; Cephalopoda; Octopoda; Octopodidae
Product: intraflagellar transport protein 43 homolog
Biological process (GO): intraciliary retrograde transport
Cellular component (GO): cilium; intraciliary transport particle A
Source: RefSeq, a predicted model, not a curated record